AGAAAAAUAAAAUAUCAAACCAAAACGCAGAGCAUUAGGGAAUACUAAUAACACCACCACUCAUAUUCAUGUGAAAUAAAUGGUAGGAACUAGGAAGUAAAUAAAAUGUAAAAAAAUUAGAAAUAUGUUUAUAUAUUUUUUAAAAUAUUAAAAAACUCGUAAUAAAAUAUAACAGUAUUUUUAAAAUGGAAGAAAAAUUUAUGUUAGAAAAAAAUAUUACUUAUUAUUGAUAUUGAUAAGCGAAACGCGUUUUUUGGGAGAACAAAACCAAACUUGGAGUAUUCUUUUUCUCUUUUCCCCUUUUUUCCGAUCAGAUCCUCACCUCACUUCCGAUUAGGGUUUCGAAAUCGACGAUAUCCACAGCUUCUUCCGAUUCGUGGAAAAUAUGAUUGCGUUGCAGGUCUAGGGUUUUCCCUCUUCCUUGACCCGCUGUUCUUGGUUCGUAAUUUCGAUUCCUGUAUAUGCAGUUGGUGAGGAACGGAAGAAGAUGUAUAGCAAUUUCAAGGAACAAGCUAUAGAGUACGUGAAGCAAGCCGUGCAAGAAGACAAUGCUGGCAACUACGCGAAAGCGUUUCCUCUCUACAUGAACGCUUUGGAGUACUUCAAGACCCAUUUGAAGUACGAGAAGAACCCUAAGAUCAAAGAAGCCAUAACCCAGAAAUUCACCGAAUAUCUGCGUCGGGCUGAGGAGAUUCGGGCUGUCCUUGACGACGGUGGGCCCGGCCCAGCCUCCAACGGGGAUGCUGCUGUGGCGGCGCGGCCCAAGACCAAGCCCAAGGAUGGCGAUGGCGGAGACGGGGAGGACCCUGAGCAGGCGAAGCUUAGGGCUGGGCUGAACUCGGCGAUCAUCAGGGAGAAACCUAACGUUAAGUGGAAUGACGUCGCAGGAUUGGAGAGCGCCAAACAGGCACUGCAGGAGGCUGUGAUUUUGCCUGUGAAGUUCCCUCAGUUCUUUACUGGUAAAAGACGACCCUGGAGAGCUUUUUUGUUGUAUGGGCCUCCUGGAACAGGAAAAUCAUAUUUAGCCAAGGCAGUUGCGACCGAAGCUGAGUCCACAUUUUUCAGUGUUUCUUCAUCGGACCUUGUUUCAAAGUGGAUGGGAGAAAGUGAAAAACUGGUUUCAAACCUUUUCCAAAUGGCUCGAGAAAGUGCCCCUUCUAUCAUAUUUAUUGAUGAGAUAGAUUCCCUAUGUGGUCAGCGUGGAGAAGGCAAUGAGAGUGAAGCUUCAAGACGAAUUAAAACAGAGCUUUUGGUGCAGAUGCAGGGUGUAGGACACAAUGAUCAGAAAGUUCUUGUUCUUGCAGCAACAAAUACACCCUAUGCGUUGGACCAGGCGAUAAGGCGUCGUUUUGACAAGCGUAUAUAUAUUCCCCUACCAGAUUUGAAGGCUCGCCAACACAUGUUCAAGGUGCAUCUAGGAGAUACUCCCCAUAACCUGACCGAAAGUGAUUUUGAAUAUUUGGCUAGCAGGACAGAGGGGUUUUCUGGUUCAGAUAUAUCUGUUUGCGUGAAAGAUGUCUUGUUUGAACCUGUUCGCAAAACCCAAGAUGCCAUGUUCUUCUUUAAGAAUCCUGAGGGUAUGUGGAUCCCAUGUGGACCAAAGCAACAGAGUGCAGUACAAACCACAAUGCAGGAGCUUGCUGCGCAAGGACUUGCUUCUAAGAUCCUUCCACCCCCUAUUACAAGAACAGAUUUUGAGAAGGUACUUGCUAGACAAAGGCCUACAGUAAGCAAAGCCGACCUUGACGUUCAUGAGAGAUUCACGAAGGAGUUUGGGGAGGAAGGUUAAUACUGACGGAAUUUCACUUCGAAGAUCCAAACUGGUUGGAAAUAUGUUGUUAUUAUUUGUAAUUUACUUAGCUGUUGGAUCAAGUGAAAUGCAUCUUUUUCAUUUUGUUUUGGGGGAUGUGAUUUCCCCUGUUGUACGGAGGUGAAUUUAUAAAAGGUGGAUACUCAUUUUGCUUAUCCUAAAUUGUGUAUAACAGAAUCUGAAAUGACAUGAAAAAAUAACUCGUGUGAUGCUCGUUACUUUGGGUACAUUUCAGUUUCAAGAUGGAUCAGAUACUCAGCAGAUAUUUUGCUUCAAGCUACUGAUUUUAGGACGUACUAGACUCAUCAUGAAAUAUGCCUUUUAGCGUAUUCACCUACCGUAAAAUCUUCUUGUAACUAAACUGUAACAAAAUGUGAUGAUAGAAUAGAUUCUGUAUUCCAGCCGCUAAGUUACUCCUGAUUCCCGAAAAAGGUUAUCAGAUGUCUACAGCUUUUACAUCUUAAGCAAUGUGGAUGGACGCCCUGCACUUCUUUUAUUAUCUUUAAUUCAGUGAACGUUAUUAAUAUUUUUUUAUAAUCAAUUCUCAAUCAGCAGGAGU
This is a messenger RNA of Abrus precatorius (Indian licorice), 2369 nucleotides long. RefSeq names its product protein SUPPRESSOR OF K(+) TRANSPORT GROWTH DEFECT 1. The record is from RefSeq and is a predicted model, not a curated record. Gene Ontology annotation, molecular function: ATP hydrolysis activity; ATP binding. The transcript is spliced from 8 exons. NCBI's taxonomy places the organism in Eukaryota, Viridiplantae, Streptophyta, Magnoliopsida, Fabales, Fabaceae. Gene Ontology annotation, biological process: vacuole organization; endosomal transport. The coding region runs from base 488 to 1789 and encodes 433 amino acids.